AUAAAUUGAAUUACUAGACUACUCUGCACUUUGUCAUACUUGGAUGCAUACUUUAGACCAAAACCAGCCUUCCAUUCAACUAUCAUAGAUCUCCCAGUUGCUUCUAGGGGAAAUGAAAAAAAAAAUUCACAAGUCAUGAGUGAGUGAAUAAAUGGUUUUGAAAUACAUGCUUUUUAGCUUUGCUUUUUUUGCUUUGUUUUGGGUGGGUUUUUUGUGUUUUUUGUUUGUUUUGGGGUUGGCUGGGUUUUUUUGGUUGUAUUCCUGAGCCACACAGAACAUAUGAAUGCAGAGUCUGUCAUUGAAGGUUUUAUUUCUGCUUAGAGUCUGAGCUGCAGGGGCAGAAGACUAAGAUGAGCUCUGCUCUGGCCAAGCUUUUAGCCCUUUCCUUUCACAGUCUACCACAUCUACAGUGGUUUGGCUGAUGAAGGGUUUCAGGGGGAACUAGCCAUAAGGUAGUAUGUUUCCUGGUAUAGGCUAAAGCAAGAUUGUUUCAUUAUUGUUGUCCCAUGGGGCCUUUCUACACUUUGUGAAUAAGGAAUGAAUAGUCUCUCGUGCCAAGCUGAUCAUUUACACCAGAGCUCCAUGUAUGUAAAAUUAAAUUGUUUAGAGAACUGUUUCCAUUAGCAUUGAUCUCUUGGGUAUAUAGGCCAUGCUCCACUUUUUUCUUGUCACUUGUGCAACCAUUUGGAAUACUUUAAAUUAAAGAUCAGGUCUUGAAAUUGAAUCCAUAGACCUGUGACAUACCUGAUGAUGAGAAUAAAAAUCUUGACAAUGGGGAGCAUGAGUAUAAAGUCAGGCAAGAAUUUGUUCGUUGAGAUUGGGAAGUUGUACAUAGAAGUGGAGUAAGAUUGAUUUAAUAAGAUGGAAUGAGUAUACCAGUAAGGGCUUUUACAAGUAGAACGGGAUGAUUCUGAUUGUGUAAAGAAAGCAUAUUACUUAAAUGAGUUUAAUGUCUCCUGUAAUACUUGCAGCAAUGGUUACAACUGAAGACUGAUCUAACAAAUACCGUUAGUUUUUGGAAAAAAUGAGGAAGACCCAAAUAUAGAAAUCAAUACUUGAGAAAUGUAACCAGCUAAAAACACAUUAGGGUUGUUUUUCUCUAAGCCAGAGUCCUCUGGCCUCUAGAGAGAGGUGUGCUGAGAAAAUAUCUUUGCUGAACCCAUUCUCUAUGCUUUUACAAAAGCAUAAAGCAUAUUUAUUGCAAUACAUAAAGUGCCUUUGACAUUUAGGAUCAAAUCUGUUUGGACUGAGUGCACAGAAGCGAAAAACCACAUUAGGAGCUCCAUUUUCAUAUUUCCAGUGUAAUUUAAAUAAUUCACUUCCCUUUCAGGGUUGGGAUUUUGGGGGGAUUUUUUUUUUGGUUUGUGGGGGGGCUGCAUUUUGAGUAUUGUUUGUUUGGUUUUUUGCUGAUGACGUCGGCAUGUCUAAAUAUUUGUCUUUACUUGUUCAGAGCUGUGCAAGGAGCAAUUACCUCCAGUUGACUCAUCAGAAUUCGUUGCAUCUUGAGUGUUGUUGAAGUCAGCAAGCUGUGCAGGUGGAACAGAUGCACAUGGCUGCAACCAGAGUAUCUAUGUUCAAGUUUCCCUUGGGCUAAUAAACUGUAAGAUAGCUGGCUGCAAAAAUUGAGCACUGGAUUGAUACUGCCCUUUGCAGUCGGAUGGAGACUUUGGAGGAAAAGAGCAGUCUCCUUGGUUUGCAGACAGACAACAUGGAACAACCAUUCACUGUCAGCUCGUUGAAAAAGCUAGUAGCUAUUCCUGACCAUACAGACAUCUCUGUGACCCCAGAAGAGAGAGUACGUGCGUUAAGCAAACUUGGCAGCAAUAUCACAAUCAAUGAAGACAUCACUCCACGCCGUUACUUUAGAUCUGGAGUAGAGAUGGAGCGGAUGGCAUCAAUAUAUAUGGAGGAGGGAAACCUGGAGAAUGCUUUUGUUUUUUAUAAUAAGUUCAUAACGUUGUUUGUAGAAAAGCUGCCCAAUCACCGAGACUAUCAGCAAUGUGCAGUACCAGAAAAACAAGAUAUUAUUAAGAAACUGAAGGAGGUUGCAUUUCCACGGACGGAUGAAUUGAAGAGAGAUCUUUUAAAAAAAUAUAACUUAGAAUAUCAAGAAUACAUGCAAAACAAAAACAAAUGUAAAACCGAAUUUCUGAAGAAACUAGAGCAUCAGCAGCUAAUAGAGGCAGAGAAGAAACGAAUUGCGCAUAUGCGGCAACAGCAGCUUGAAUCAGAACAGUUUCAAUUCUUUGAGGAUCAACUUAAGAAGCAAGACCUAGCUAGAGAUCAGAAAAUCAAAGAAAGCAUGGUUAUGUCUGAACAGAUAGAUGGAAGUAUGCUGUCUUGUAUUUCUGUACCAGAGAACAGUUCCUUAUCUACUACGCUGCUUGAGAAAAAAGAGAGGAGCAGCACAUCUGGCUGUGUUGGACACUCGCCUCCAGUAACCCGGGUCUUAAAGCCAGCAGCUACUUUAAGUGCUGUUCAGACUCAAUUGGCUGAAGCACUCAGAGGCGUCAUUUUGCCCAGGGAUCUCUGUCACAAAUUUCUGCUGCUAGCAGAGGCAAAUACAGUAAGAGGAAUAGAGACAUGUGGAAUUCUCUGUGGAAAACUGACACAUAAUGAAUUUACUAUUACCCAUGUAAUAGUGCCAAAGCAAUCUGCAGGACCAGACUACUGUGACAUGGAGAAUGUGGAAGAAUUAUUUUGUAUUCAGGAUCAGUAUGAUCUCCUCACUUUGGGUUGGAUCCAUACACAUCCAACACAAACUGCAUUCUUAUCCAGUGUUGAUCUUCAUACUCAUUGUUCUUACCAGCUAAUGUUGCCAGAGGCCAUUGCAAUUGUUUGUUCACCAAAGCAUAAUGACACUGGCAUCUUCCGACUUACAAAUGCUGGAAUGCUAGAAGUUUCUGCUUGUAAAAAGAAGGGAUUCCAUCCACAUACAAAGGACCCUAGGUUAUUUAAUCCAUGUAGCCAUGUGGUUGGAAAAGACAUAAAGAUAAUUGUGCUGGAUCUGAGGUGAUACAGAUGGACGAUAACGAUGUUAACACAAAUGGCCAAAACAGAAAAAUGGAUUCCUGUUUUUCCUAUGUUUUCAGAAAUGACUUUUAUAUUUAUACAUUUUAGAUUGAAUGGUUUGAUAUUUAUUGCUCUAGACUGUUUUGGAGUUAUUUCAUGGCUCUGUCAAGAUGGAGUUCAGUGGCAUUACCCCUGAAUCUGUCAAAUCUCACCUGUAAAAUGCAACAAUAAAAUGAACUUCAAACAACA
Molecule: messenger RNA, 3261 nt
Organism: Falco peregrinus (peregrine falcon)
Lineage: Eukaryota; Metazoa; Chordata; Aves; Falconiformes; Falconidae
Gene: STAMBPL1
Product: STAM binding protein like 1
Exons: 11
Coding region: 1658-3016 (452 amino acids)
Biological process (GO): protein K63-linked deubiquitination
Cellular component (GO): endosome; membrane
Molecular function (GO): K63-linked deubiquitinase activity; metal-dependent deubiquitinase activity; protein binding
Source: RefSeq, a predicted model, not a curated record